This is a messenger RNA of Fulvia fulva, 1890 nucleotides long. Its product is annotated as N-carbamoyl-D-amino acid hydrolase. The record is from RefSeq and is a predicted model, not a curated record. The coding region runs from base 1 to 1890 and encodes 629 amino acids. The transcript is spliced from 2 exons. NCBI's taxonomy places the organism in Eukaryota, Fungi, Ascomycota, Dothideomycetes, Mycosphaerellales, Mycosphaerellaceae.
AUGGCUCGCAAGAUCAGGCUAGCAGCCGCCCAGAUGGGCGCGACUCAUCGACAGUCACCUCGAGAAGAACCCCUGCGACGAAUGAUCAAGCUGCUGGAUGAUGCAGCUUGCACAGGGGCCGAAGUUGUCUUGUUCCCAGAGACAGCUUUCACGACUUUCUUUCCGCGUUACUUGAUCGAAGAUGAAGCAGAAUUGGCAUCGUUCUUCGAGUAUGGCGACAUCACAACUUCGUCCCAGACAGCUCCCCUCUUCGAAAGAGCACGAUUCCAUGGGAUCGAUAUAUCAGUCGGUUUCGCAGAAGCUUGCGACAAUGGCGAUCGCUUCAAUACGUCCAUCUACUACCACGCCAAAUCAAGAUCGAUCUUGGCCAAGUAUAGGAAGAUACACCUUCCUGGUGACUUUGAGCCUUUCAGUGACCCCAACGCAACGAACCAGCUAGAGAAGCGCUACUUCAAGCCUGGGAAUCUGGGCUUCGAAGCAUUCAGAGCGCCAGAUCAAGCUGAUGAUGCACAACCGAUCUUUGGUAUGAUGAUAUGCAAUGACAGAAGAUGGCCUGAAGCGUGGCGAUGCUUAGGGCUUCAGGGUGUGGAGGUGGUGCUUUGUGGCUACAAUACUGCUGGGUUUGCACCUCAUCUAUGGGGCGGCGAUACCAAGCAGGAUCCUGAGGCUGCAAAACAAAACGCCCUAUUACACCACAAAUUAUUAAUGCAGUCAAACAGCUACAUGAACGCCACCUUCUCCGUCUGCGCUGCGAGGUGCGGUCUCGACGAUGGCAAGUACAAUCUCAUAUGCGGAAGCUGUAUCAUUGAUCCAGAAGGAAAGAUCUUGGCAGAAGCAAGAACCAAAGAAGACGAAAUCGUAGUGGCAGACUGUGACCUGGACAAAUGCCGACAAGGCAAGUCCAGAACUUUCGACUUCGCACGACAUCGCCGCGUAGAGCACUACAGCCGCAUUGUCGAGCAGACCGGUGUUGUGGAACCUCUCCGAUUAGUUGAGCGACAGCACGCGACACCGGUCGUCGCCAUUCCUACGAACCGUGACGGCGUAUCGGAGAUACACGAUACCAGCCAGGAACAGCACACCGAGAGCGUGCCGACCGCAUCUUCUACCUCCCCAGCAUCACCAAGCGCUAAGCCCAUCCGCAUCCUCCUCAUCAACCCCAACGCCACCAAAUCCAUGACAGACGCCUGCGUAACCUCAGUCCAAUCAACCCUCCCAUCCGACAUCGAGGUCCACGGCUUCACUGGUCCCGCCGACGACGCUUCCACUGCAAUCGAAUCACAAACCGACAACGUUCUAUCUUCCGCAGCAUCCUUUCGCGCUCUGCAUCCGAUCCUCUCCUCCCCGACGAACCCUUAUCAUGCAUUAUUGGUAGCAUGUUAUUCCGAUCACGCGUUGAUAAAAAUGCUGCGUGAAGAAUUCGAGCUGCCUGUUAUUGGGAUCAUGGAAGCGUCUCUGUUCUACGCCAGGACUUUGGGGAGUAAAUUCGGCAUCGUGGCGACGGGGCAGAGGAGUAAGAUUGGGCAUGAGGGGAAUGUUAGGACCUACGGGAUGGAGAAGUUCUGUGCUAUCGUCGAGUCUUGUGAUCUCGGCGUUCUGGAUCUAGAGCGGUUGCCACGUGAGACCGUGAUCGAACGGAUGAGGGGUGUUAGUGAGAGAUUAGUAGAAAGAGGAGCGGAGGUGCUAUGUCUAGGAUGCGCGGGCAUGACGGGGAUGAAAGAAGCUGUGGGGGAGGUGGUGAGGGGCGAGGGAGUGGAAGUUGUGGAUGGCGUUGUAGCGGGAGUGCAGCAUCUUGUAGGCGUGGUGAGGAUGGGUGGCAGGACGAGUAAAGUGGGAUUGUGGAGGAGUAGUGCUGCUGGCAGGGAGAGGAGGGGACAGGGGUAUGUAUGA